Saccoglossus kowalevskii is the source of this 1278-nucleotide messenger RNA. RefSeq names its product phospholipase B1, membrane-associated-like. Gene Ontology annotation, biological process: phospholipid metabolic process. NCBI's taxonomy places the organism in Eukaryota, Metazoa, Hemichordata, Enteropneusta, Harrimaniidae. Gene Ontology annotation, molecular function: glycerophospholipase activity. The record is from RefSeq and is a predicted model, not a curated record.
AUGAAGUUGUUUCUUGUUUUUAUUCUGACGAUUGUAUCGGUGUCAUGCGUAGAAAAGAAUUCCACAAAUGGGUACUGGGAAAGAUUCAGCCGCUUUAUGGAAGAAUUUGGACCUAUUGCUGAGGACAUAAUCGCCAAAAAGACACCAGCUAUUCCUAGGAAACAGGACUAUACAUUUGACUGUGAAAUUCUACCUCCAUCUGAUACAACACCUACUUCCGUCCAUAAACUGCGACCCGCUGAUAUUGAUGUUGUUGCCGCUUUGGGAGACUCUUUAACGGCUGCUAAUGGUGCCGGUGCGUCAAAUCCCAUACUAGUUCUACGAGAGUACAGAGGACUAUCAUUCAGCAUUGGUGGUGAUGAUACCUUAGAGGAUGGCGUUCUCACUUUACCAAAUAUUUUAAAACAGUAUAAUUCAGAAGUAACUGGGUGGUCUGAAGGAAUAGGACGAGUCGAUAACUAUGAAGUAUCAAGAUUGAAUGUGGCAGUACCAGGAGGGAAAGCAGAUGAUAUGUAUGAUCAGACAGUGGACCUUAUCAACAGAUUGAAAACCCACGAGUCAUUGGAUUAUGAAAAUGAUUGGAAAAUGGUUACUCUAUUUAUCGGUGGCAAUGACCUGUGUGCAUACUGCCAUGACCCAGAAGACCACACUGCGGAACAGUAUACAAAGCACAUUAAAACGGCGUUAGAUCUGAUGCAUGCAGAGAUGCCGAGGACUUUCGUUAAUUUAGCGCAGACCGUGCUGGUUACUGAAAUCAAUAAAUUAGAUGAUUGCUUUUGUGAUCUUAUACACCUUUUUCUCUGUGACUGUGCCAAAGCAACGUGGUCCGAUGACUGGCAAGAAAUUCUAAUACUGGCAAAUAAAUAUCAUCGUGCAUUAGAGGAGUUGGUUGAAGAUGGUAGGUAUGACACAAGAGAAGAUUUUACUGUAGUUAUCCAACCAUUUUUUGAAGAGACACGCAUACCUCCUGACGGUGAAGGUGGAUGGGAUGAUUCAUUCUUUGCGCCAGACUGUUUUCAUUUCAGUGAAUACGGGCACCAGGAAUGUGCUAAGAGUUUAUGGAAUAAUUUAAUAGAGCCAGUAGGACAGAAACGUACAGCUUGGCACCCUGACGACAUUGUAGAAUGCCCAUCUGAGGAUUUUGAAUUCUUCUAUACAUAUAAGAACUCAGACAAAACCCCGCAACAACCAGAACCCGUGUCGCAAGCACAUAUGGUAACCAUGACACCCAUGUUAUUAGUUCUGUUUACUGCCACGGUUCUACAAAUAUGUGUAUGA